CCUACGUAUCAACCUCAUUAACAUUCUCCUAGCAAAUCAGUUUCCUUGCACCAUUUGCCCCUAUGUUGCUCAGUCACAGCCCAACCUGAACGAGCACAAUCGCUAUAAUCACAUUGGUCUCGAUUGCCUCUUCCAAGGAUGCAAUGUUCGCGAAACUUCGGAGACAGGUCUUCGAGCGCAUAUUGCCAGCGCCCAUGGCAAUGUUGACGCCGUUAACGGCCUCCGUAGAUGCCCGUGGGAGAAUUGUACACGAAGCUUCUCCACCACUACUAGCCUUUAUCGUUGCCUAUACUUCCAUACGCACGAUACCAUGACUGCACGCGGCCAAGUAUCCCAUGCAAUUGGGAACUUGUCUAACCAAGUCACCCAAAUCAUCGCCCAUCUGGAUGGAUUGGAUGCACGACUGAACGGUUUGGAUGCACGAUUGGGUGGAUUGGAUGCACGAUUGGGUGGAUUGGAUGCACGAUUCGAUGGAUUGGAUGCACGAUUCGAUGGCUUCGAGGCACAGUUGACCGUCUUAAACAACAACAGCAAUGCUAUGCUAACCAGCAUUACUGCCAUGCCGGCGGUGUUGCAGGCUAUCGUCGCCAAUGCUUCUCGCGCGGCCGGUCCCAGCCGUGAGAGCGGAGGUGAGGAGGAGGAGGAGGGGGAGGGUAGUGGCCGCGCCACCAAGCGCUCAAGGCCCUAAAUGAGAUGAAUAGUUCGUGGAAGUCUAACAGAAAGUUCCUGAAUAUUAGUUGGACUCUGUGUCUCGCUUUGCUCUGCUUGCGGUUGAAGGGCCUGUUUUUUCUUUGCCUCUAUGAGGUCUCAGACACGUUUAAUAACUAGGUACAUGGCCUGUACGAUAGGAACCUAUUCUUAGAGUGAAUAUUCUCAAGGUAUCACGGUAAUGAUCAAGACUUCAGUGACCCCAUCAAAUAUGUAUUGUAGGCCUAGGGCGAUCUCUGGGACUCGCAAUGCAUGUCAUCAACCACCUUCAAUCGUGGGGGUAGCCUUUUUCUUUUUAUGUGAUUGUGAACAAGUACCUAAGUACCACGACCUGAUUUCCGUCUGGGGGAUAAUUGAUAGUAAUUAGCAUGACUUAUGACAUCCUAUAGCAGGUUUCUUAGCUAAUAACUACCUGAGACUCAAUUAAGCUUUCCCAUCGGCGAUGCCUUUAUGUGGCCAGUUAUCUCGAU
Molecule: messenger RNA, 1178 nt
Organism: Daldinia loculata
Lineage: Eukaryota; Fungi; Ascomycota; Sordariomycetes; Xylariales; Hypoxylaceae
Exons: 1
Coding region: 311-688 (125 amino acids)
Source: RefSeq, a predicted model, not a curated record